This is a messenger RNA of Anisakis simplex (herring worm), 2265 nucleotides long. NCBI's taxonomy places the organism in Eukaryota, Metazoa, Nematoda, Chromadorea, Rhabditida, Anisakidae. The record is from the annotation of a GenBank genome assembly.
AUGAAUGAUACAGGAGCCGCGUCGUAUAAGUGCGUCUGUGAUAAUGGCUUCCGAAGAGUGGGUAGUGCAUGUGAGCCGAUCAACGAAUGCGAAGAGAACUUGGGUAUUUGCGGUUACAAUGCGAUUUGUGUGGAUAUGCUCAAUCUUUACAAAUGCGUCUGUCGCGCUGGAACCAUUAACGUUGGCACUGGACCAAACAACGUGACCUGCAAAACGCCAACAUGCGCUGACUUGACGAAUCCAUGCCAUCCAGAUGCCGAUUGUGUAGAUCUUCCGAACUCUGAAGGUUUCGCUUGUAAAUGUCACGAAGGCUUCCGUGGUGUUGGUACCGCUGAAAUUGGUUGUGAACCGAUAGAUAUAUGUGAGACGUUCACUCCAUGCAGUCAGUAUGCAACAUGUGUGAAUAAUCCAAGAGGUAGUUUCACUUGCACCUGUAAAGCUGGUUAUACUGGCAAUGGAACGAUUUGUCAUGAUGUUGAUGAAUGUAGACUAAUGGGCGAUAUGGCGUGUGAUAAGAAUGCAAUAUGCAUAAACACACAAGGAUCAUACAAAUGUCAGUGUAAUCAGGGUUAUGAAGGUGAAGGACUGCCCGGAAUGUGCAUAGAUAUUGAUGAAUGCUCAAGUGCCCGUCUGAACAAGUGCGAUAUGUCAACGACAAUGUGUCGUAAUACGGAUGGAUCGUUCUUAUGCGUUUGCAAAGAAGGAUUCAUGUCAACCGGAUUGAAUGACUAUUCUUGUGCAGAUAUAAAUGAAUGCUUGAAUAAAACAAAUGCGGUGUGUGUUGGUCAUCAUUGUAAUAACUUGCCUGGUGGUUACCGAUGCGACUGUAUGCAAGGUUUCAAGUUGGAACCUAAUGGACACAAAUGCAUUGAUAUAAAUGAAUGUAUUGGUCACCCGUGUUCAGCAAAUGCUAACUGCGUCAAUACACCUGGAUCAUAUUCAUGCACGUGCAAUAUGGGAUAUGAAGGUGAUGGACAUGUGGGAUGUACGCCGAUUGACAAAUGCUCAGAUCCGUCCAGAAACGAGUGCGAUCCUGAGACGAGUAUAUGUGAGAUGAUAACUGGUCGUAGUGAGUACAGAUGCACUUGCAAGCCUGGCUUUGUAGCACCGGAUAAUGCCACGAAUGUCUAUUACGCUUGUGUUGAUUAUAAUGAAUGUACAUUCGGUCGACUGAAUUUAGACACACAAGCUGAAGAGUGCGUCAACAUUAUUGGGUCUUAUGAAGUAAGAUGUAAACCUGGAUAUCAAAGAGAUGCAUCUGGCAGAUGUGUGGAUAUAGACGAAUGUGCACUAGAUCCAGCUUAUGGAGAAACAUUGCAGAGAUAUGAGAUGAUGAAAGGGGAACUACGUGAACGAAAAGCUGACUGGCGUGCGGUAUUGGUUAAACCAAAGAACAGUUCGAGCGCAUACGGUAUUUGCUUUGAGCGAGCCAUGUCGGCCAACUCAUGGUGGUGGUUCACUUCAUCCUCGUCAGCGCUACCAUUCUGCCGAAACACCAUCUACGAUGCCAGAGGUGCAUUCGGUGGUAAUGUGAAGGUACAACAAUGGAAAGGAUUCGAAUGCGAUUGUGCACCAGGUCAAAUACGAACGCAACGGGGUGGUUCAUUACGUGUCGUGCUCAAGUGUGAAGAGCAGGAUCCGUGUGAUGCGUUACAAUGCGAUACAUUGGGUGAAGGAUGGAUUUGUAAUCGUGCACAGAAACGUUGUGAAUGCGAUACGUCGUUAGGUUACGUUCAGCGAGUUGCUGAAGUUGCCUAUUGUACAAAAGCGGAAUGCUCACGGGCAGAUACCGAUGGACCGACAACAGUGAAGAAUCCUCGUCAUCGAUCACUGAUUAAAUGUGAUUAUGAGACGCAAAAGUGGAUUGAAGUUAAGGGAUAUUACUUCGAACGCGAUAAUUUCACACAUGAAGUGAUCGGUUUGAUUGAUAUCGAUGAAUGUGUGGAUGAGUACUUCUGUUGUGAUCGUCGAAAAGCGCAAUGCAAAUCAGUCGGUGGUAUAAAUGAGUGUAGAGCAGAAUGUCACAAUUUCGAUGGUGGUGCAAUGUGCUAUUGUGAUUCGACGAAUCCAGAUGUGGUCAUUGAUCCAAACACGUGUCAAUGCAUAUAAUUUCAUGUUGGAACCAAUUUCAGACCGAAUCCGGCUUAUCAAAAGCGAGAAGGCGCUCCGAUGAUGUUGACGUGCGUAGUGGGAGGAACAAAACUGGACGAAAGAACGCAGUUCUAUCAAUCAAGCCUCACCGAAUAUUCAGUCGAGAAUCUGUAG